AUGGAAGUUCCCAGCAAAGAACGGAAUAACCGCUUAUCACGAUUUCCUGGAACCAAAGACAGCGAAGUGCGCAAGAGAGGAUUGGACCAUCUUGACUCACCUAGUCAAAAAGAAAGUCCAUCCAAAAUACCGACCAUCUUCAAACCACUUUCAAAAGAAGCCACCAAUCCUUGGAAGCGGUACAUUAAAAGCUUCAAGAUAAAUCAGGCUGGGUCUGGCUAUGUUGUGCACGCGACAAACCCGACUUUCCAGGAGGGAAUCAUCAAAUCAACCAAGACACCACGAAGUGAGCUUUCGAAGAUUAUAGCCAAGCAUCACCAAAGAAAUAUAGUGCAUAUACAGGAGGCUUUCUAUCACGAAGGGCAAAUGUUUUUCCUUUAUGAGCUACUAGACGUUUCCUUGGGCCAAAUCUUUGGUUCUCCUCUCGGACGCCUUAAACUCUUUGAAGUUGCAGCUUUUUCAAAAGAGAUACUUACCGGUCUUGAGUAUAUUCACCAAACACUCAAGAUUUCCCAUGGCAACAUUGAGUCCGGCAAUAUUCUCUUGUCGGUCAACGGUCAAAUCAAAAUAGGAACCUCAAUGCUGGAUAAUAAGGAUGAUAGCUAUUCACAAGAUGAUGUUCGGGCUAUAGGUCAAAUUAUCGUCGAAUGCUUAGAGCCACGGGCCUUCUUACAAGGUGGCUCAUUGUCAGAAACAUGGCCUCAGGAUAUAUCUGAGUUUGUGGAAUUCACAAAAAUACAAUCUGCGCAGAGAUUAUUAAAGCAUGAUUUUCUGAACAAGUCUCCAGGCUCUUCUUGCCUCAAGCCAUAUAUUCGUUUCGCGAGGGAGGCAGGAGCAAAGGAGAUUGAGUUUGGUGAAAAUAUUUGA
Messenger RNA from Penicillium verhagenii, 867 nucleotides. Its product is annotated as kinase-like protein. Gene Ontology annotation, biological process: protein phosphorylation. The record is from RefSeq and is a predicted model, not a curated record. The transcript has 3 exons. Bases 1 to 867 code for a protein of 288 amino acids. Lineage: Eukaryota; Fungi; Ascomycota; Eurotiomycetes; Eurotiales; Aspergillaceae. Gene Ontology annotation, molecular function: ATP binding; protein kinase activity.